Messenger RNA from Vitrella brassicaformis, 2067 nucleotides. NCBI's taxonomy places the organism in Eukaryota, Vitrellaceae. The record is from the annotation of a GenBank genome assembly.
AUGACGAAUGGAAAGCCACCUGGCCAAUCGUGCAAGUAAGCAAGGGGGAGGGAAGAUCAAACAAGAGUCAUUCGUGAAGGGAUUGAUGGCCACCAUGGCAUGCAUGUGUUUCUGUCUGUGUGUGCAUGGUAUGUAUGGUGUUGGUGGUCUGUCUGUUCUUGGCUGGGCUCGCUGCAGUGUGUUGCGUGAGUUGGAGGACAUCGGUGCCGUCCCCGUCAUCCCCGGGCAGCUGUACUAUGCAUCGCUGCCAAAGCGGCUGCAGGCGCAGCUGCCCCGCCACGACGACCACCAGUCGCCCGUCCAAUUCUUUACCAUCGAUGACAAGCUGCUGUACAAGCCAUUCUUCCAGGACUUCGGCCCCGUCAACCUGGGACACACUUACAGAUUCUGCCGGGCGGUGCAGAGGAGGCUGAGGGAGGCAGAGGCGCACCGGUCGAGUGAUGGUGGCACCAAUGGCCACAGCCACCACACGCCCCCGCCCCCCUCCCCUGCAGCUGCCGCAUCAUCACAACCCCCAGUGGUACCGUCCUCCUCCCCCUGCCCCUCUCUGUCCCUCCCCACCCCCUCUCCCCGCCGAGUGUUGGUGCACUACUCAAACCAGGACCCGCAGAAGCGGGCCAAUGCGGUGUAUCUCAUGGGCGCCUUCCAGGUCAUUGUGCUGGGCAAGACGGCCGAGCAGGCGUACGCGCCCUUUUUAGGCGUGUACCCGCCCCUCCUGCCCUUCCGCGACGCGUCCUUCGGCGUCUGCACCUACUCGUGCAGCAUCCUGGACUGCCUCAAGGGCAUUCAGUACGCCAUCAAGCUGGGCUGGUUCGACUACAAGACAUUCGACGUGGAGGCCUACGACAAGUACGAUGCCGUCGAGAACGGCGACCUCAACUGGGUCAUCCCCAACAAAUUCAUGGCCUUCUCCUCGCCGUUCGGCCUCGACCCACGGGAGCAGAGUGCGCUUAAGGCCAAGGGGCAGCACUACCUGCCGCCCGAGGACUACGCGCGGAUCUUCCGCGAGGUGGGUGUGGGGCUGGUGGUGCGGCUCAACCGCAAGACCUACGACAGGCGGCGAUUCCUCGACUACGGCAUACAACACAUCGACCUCUUCUUCCCUGAUGGAGCUUGCCCGCCAAAAGACGUCAUCGACCGGUCAGUCAGUGGGGGUCAGGUCGGUGGGCGAAGACCACACAAACAUUCAUUCUCAUCACUUGUCUGUCAAUCGGUCAAUCCAGGUUCCUGAUGGCGUGUGAGACGCACAAGCAUGGUGUGGCGGUGCACUGCAAGGCCGGCCUGGGCCGGACGGGCACCCUGAUCGCAGCGUACGCCAUCAAGAACUACAAGUUCCCGGCCGGCCCCUUCAUCGGCUGGAUCCGCAUCUGCCGGCCGGGCAGCAUCCUGGGCCCGCAGCAGCACUUUUUGUGCGAGAUCGAGAAGGACCUGCUCAACGCCGAUGUGCACGAGAGCGUCAACAAGACACUCAUGGACGUGAGCAUGGGCAUGAUGGACGACGUCACGAGCAACUACCAGUCAUCGCACUCAUUCCAUCAGGUGAGGGCGGGCGGAAUAGAUGGGAGGGAGGGAGGGAGGGUGGGUGGGUGGUGGGUGUUCGUUGAUUGUGUGUGUGUUUCCAUCCGGCUCGGAUCGGUACUGCAGGACGUGUUGACAGCGGGUCAGAAGAAGAUGCUGCGUCGGAUGGCGGCUGCGGGCGACAAGGGGCAGGGCGAGCGACUGGUGGCCGCCAGGCGAGAAGCCAACAUGAACAAACGAGAGAUUCCCGCCGGGAAAUAAUCGCCACUGACGAUGGAUGCACACCACACUUGUUUGUUGUCCUUUUAUAUAUACACACGGAUGGAAUCUGUCUGUUGAUUGAUCAAUGGUCUGUCUGCGUCUGUCUGUCUCUGAUGGAGCGAGGUAGCGAGUGAGAGGAGAGAGAGAGGUUUGUGGGGGGACGGGACGGGACACAUCAUAUACAUACAUGACACCCAUCGUGUGUCUACACUCUGUUUGUGCAGGCGUUGCGUUCAAACCUCGUCUACAGAGGCGAAGAAGAUCGUGAAUGCCCCAGCGGCCUUCCCC